This is a messenger RNA of Lycium ferocissimum, 1738 nucleotides long. Its product is annotated as serine/threonine-protein kinase SRK2I. The transcript is spliced from 9 exons. Gene Ontology annotation, biological process: intracellular signal transduction; protein phosphorylation. Gene Ontology annotation, molecular function: protein serine/threonine kinase activity; ATP binding. The record is from RefSeq and is a predicted model, not a curated record. NCBI's taxonomy places the organism in Eukaryota, Viridiplantae, Streptophyta, Magnoliopsida, Solanales, Solanaceae. The coding region runs from base 280 to 1338 and encodes 352 amino acids. Gene Ontology annotation, cellular component: nucleus.
CUCAAUCCAUUUCAACUGUUGCAGAGGUAGAAAGAGAAAUUAAUUAAAAAAAGGGCCAAACAGAAGAUAUUUUCAUUACUUUGCCGACCAUACACAUAAAAUAUCUUUAUUACCGGAAAAAGGUCAAAAAGAACGAAAAAACCACCGCCUUCCAUUAUAGCUGCUCUUUAUCUGAGGGUAAAACCGACUUAUCACUUCGAUCACUGUUAGCUCCGGUAGCAAAGCAGUGGGAUGUAAAUCGAGCUCAGUGUUAAAUCGCAAAAAGAAGAAGAAGAAGAAAUGGAUCGUGGGCCGGGUCCGAGUAUGGAUAUGCCGAUCAUGCACGAUAGUGACCGCUAUGAUUUUGUUAGAGAUAUCGGGUCGGGUAAUUUUGGUGUUGCUAGGUUGAUGACUGAUAAACAGACUAAAGAGCUUGUUGCUGUUAAGUAUAUCGAAAGAGGCGAUAAGAUAGAUGAAAACGUUCAGCGGGAGAUAAUCAAUCACAGGUCCCUGAGGCAUCCUAACAUAAUUAGAUUCAAAGAGGUGAUUCUAACGCCAACUCAUCUAGCUAUUGUGAUGGAGUAUGCAUCUGGUGGGGAGCUUUUUGAGAGAAUUUCUAAUGCAGGGCGCUUCAAUGAGGAUGAGGCUCGCUUCUUUUUCCAGCAGCUUAUAUCUGGCGUCAGCUACUGUCACUCCAUGCAAGUAUGUCAUCGGGACUUGAAGCUGGAAAAUACAUUGCUUGAUGGAAGCCCUGCUCCUCGGCUAAAAAUUUGUGAUUUUGGGUAUUCUAAGUCUUCUCUGCUGCAUUCACAACCAAAAUCAACAGUGGGAACUCCUGCUUAUAUUGCUCCAGAAGUUUUGUUGAGGCAAGAGUAUGAUGGCAAGAUUGCAGAUGUGUGGUCGUGUGGGGUGACAUUGUAUGUCAUGUUAGUGGGUGCUUACCCUUUUGAGGAUCCUGAUGAACCAAAAGAUUUUCGCAAGACGAUAAACAGAAUCCUGAGCGUGCAGUAUUCUAUUCCUGAUAAUAUUCAGAUAUCUGAGGAAUGUCGCCACUUAAUCUCAAGGAUCUUUGUUGGAGAUCCAGCACAGAGGAUCACAAUGCCUGAAAUCAGAAACCAUGUAUGGUUUUUAAAGAAUCUUCCAGCAGAUUUAAUGGACGAUAAGAUGAUUAGUGACCAGUUCGAAGAGCCCGACCAGCCAAUGCAGAGCAUAGAUACGAUCAUGCAAAUAAUCUCUGAGGCAACAGUCCCACCAGUUGGCUUGUAUAACUUGGAAAUGAUGGACGAUGACAUGGAUGACUUGGAUUCAGAUCCUGAUCUUGAUAUUGAUAGCAGUGGGGAGAUCAUAUAUGCAAUGUGAGUGCAUGCCAUGCUCAUGAAUAGAAAGUAUCUGCAAUCUUACAAGGACAUUUCUGGAUUAUUGAACGCUAAGCAGCAAGAACAUGGGGGUAUUUUGCAAUGCUUGUAAUUAGUCAAGUUCUUAUCCUGGAAGGGGCUUUUAGUGUGCCCACGAGUUAUUUCUUCUAUCGCUAUAGGAGAAAUUGACAGAAAUAUACUUGAGUUCAAAAUCUCUUAUAGUGUCAUACAGUGAAGUUCUUUUGUAACUCUUGUACCUUGCUUAUUUGCAUUUGUGCAAACAAACCAUGUGCUCUUUGUGGUUUUUGUAAGUUGAGAUGCUUGUAGUCUUGGGGCUUGUGUAUGACAGAUGUUGUUAGCACAAAUUUCCUUAUCUGUAUAGUUUAACUAGUCCUUCUGGUUGA